Messenger RNA from Amoebophrya sp. A120, 2036 nucleotides. NCBI's taxonomy places the organism in Eukaryota, Dinophyceae, Syndiniales, Amoebophryaceae. The record is from the annotation of a GenBank genome assembly.
UUUUUACGAGUUGUAGUACUUAUUUUCUAUAACAAGAGAAUGCCACUCCCAUUUUUCGUGCAAUCUAUUUUAGGGACGUCGGCCCUCUUCUCGUUUUUUUCCCUGUUUUCCUCACAUUGCGCUGACUCGGUGCAAGGUUUUAGUCGUGUUGAAUCAUCUUAUUUGAAAAGCAAGAUCAAGAAGAGUAACGCACGCAAAAAAUCCAAAUUCAAAAAAAUGGGCUCAUCUUCCUCCAGCAAGGCUGUUUCACCAACAUCCUCAAUCCCGAUGAAGAUCUUGACGAACAAGAACACGCAAGCCACGAUGAAAGGUGGGAGUAAAAAGUCUCCGUCUUCCCGCCCAUCGCUCGAUAUCAUGAAUCUCGUUGUUCAGACAGAAGCGAACAAGAAGAAAGCGUCAUCUUCCCAGUCAAAAGGUGCAGCUUCUGCUGCAGCUGUUGCCGGUUCUUCGUCUCUCUCCUCGACGACCGGCGGUCCGUCGAGCGGUAGUUCCUCUAGUUCUUCCUCUUCCUCCUCUUCCAAACGCAGGGGCCAUGGAGUUGUAUCGUCCACUGCGGGAGCGGCCCCCGCUGGAAAUAAGCCCAGAUCCAUCUCGAUUUCCUCCACCUCCAGCAGCGCCAGCAUCUUCGCGAACCAGAUGCCGGCGAAGAUGAAAGUGCAACCACAACAACAGCAGCCGAUGAAGCGCGUGAUGCCGCACCGAAACUGCAAGGUGGAUUACAGUGACGCUAUGCCACAUGCAGCGAAGGCGUAUGAACGGAUGCGGGAGAAACUUGCGGCGCGGGGGGAAAAGCUACCGGCACUGAAGAUGAACAAGAUGAAAGCGAAGAACAGCAGUAGAUCUUCGCGGUCAGGCUCCAUUUCAUCUUCGAGCUCAUCUGCGGCAUCGAUGUCCUCCUCGUCGAAGAAGAUGAAACAGGUCAUCAAGCCUUCCGGCUCUGCGAAGGGCGGUAAAAACGCGAUGAAAAAAGCAACUUCGACUCCUUCCAAAUCUUCGUCCUCAUCAUCCCGGCGGAGCAAGAAAAGCGACGACAAGGUCGACGAGGUGCUCCACAUGACUCUGGAAGUGGGGCCGUUCGAGGUCAUGGUCACGGGGGAGAAAAAAAUCGAAUACAGGGAGUACAAGGACCGGAUGCAUUCGCUCUUCGUGAGCAAGGAGAACCGCGCCGCUGGUGAUUUCAACACCUUCCGGAAAUACAAAGUAGUCCGGUUCAAAAACGGCUACCAGUCCAACGCGGCGGUCAUGGAGGUCGAGUUUAAGGGGAUCCGGAAGAGCAAGGAGGCGGUGGAUCAGCAGUUUUCGAAUGGCUUACAUGUGAAGUUGAAGAAAGGGGUGACCCACUACGAGAUCGACCUCGGGAAGGUGCUGAAGGUGGAGAAUUACGACAAGGAAAAAGCCCGGGCUAUGACGCAGAAGAAGUAUUUCGGCGUGCCGCUGCCACUGAAGUACAGAACUAGCAGCGCCAUGAAGAAAGCUGCAAUGAAGAAAGUGCAGCCGGGGAAGACGCAAAAGAAGUGACGACGAAGCUGAUUCGCCUAUCUCCUGCGUUAUAAGUAUGUGCUCACAGUCACCCCUCAGCCCUUUGCCCUUUGCCCUUCCGCAUGUAACUCGAUAAAGUCCUGCAGCUCAUAAGUUCUAGAAAUCUUUUACAUCACCCUUCCGGUUUUGAUGAAUCUACACGCAUUGUUGUGCUUCUUCUACUGCGCCUUGGUUGAACUACGAGUAAAAAGAUGCUUCGCAACCGCUCAUCUCAUUUCAACAAGCAAGUACUAAAAUAUGCACACACAAAUCCAAAUGCGCGUCGAAAUGUACGAUAAAUUGCAAACGUCGCUGCAGCUGGAGCUGUUAGCGCGAUACCCUUUGAUGUCUUCUAUAAAAGUCUCAUCGGUUUUGUACCGUUCUUUCUUUAGUCGAUGAGCAGACUGUCAUGUGGUGUCAAGAUGUUUGUGCAGGGAUAUCGACCUUAUUUGUACACCAAGUAUGCGUUGCUGUUGCGAAUGUUGAUCAUUUCACUUUCGUGGAAGCAGAAAAGUAAU